Molecule: messenger RNA, 858 nt
Organism: Naumovozyma dairenensis CBS 421
Lineage: Eukaryota; Fungi; Ascomycota; Saccharomycetes; Saccharomycetales; Saccharomycetaceae
Gene: PAR32
Product: Par32p
Exons: 1
Coding region: 1-858 (285 amino acids)
Source: RefSeq, a predicted model, not a curated record
AUGUCAGAAACAAUACUCAUACGGCCAACCUAUAAUAAUAGGCAUAAUAAUAUCAAUAAUAACAAUAAUAACAAUACGAAGGUAACAUUCGAUUCAAAAAUGGUACAGAAUACGAAUACGAAUACAAAUUCAAAUUCAAAUUCAAAUAAAUAUAAAGUAACAUUCGGUAGAGGAGGUGCAGGUAACAUAAUAACAUCCACAUCACAACCAAAACCAAAGAUAAUUAGACAAGGUUCAGAAACACCAAAUAUCCUCCAACCAAUAUAUAGUACCGGUAGAGGUGGUGCUGGUAAUUUGAAAAGAAACGUGGAUCCCAAGAUUACAAGAUUAGCUCAGGAUGUUGAUGAAGAUUCUGAAGAGGAAAAUGAAAUUAUAAAUAUUAUUAAAAGUAGGAAUUCCCAAUUAUCUAAUAAUAAUAAUAAUAAUAAUAAAAAUGAUCUAUAUACCACAGAUGAUGAAGAAGAUGAAGAUUUCAUUGGUAGUCAUCAUCAUCAUGAUAAGAAAAGUCUAGAUAGUGAAGAUUUCAUUAAUAAUAAUGAGCUCUCGAAGUUGGAAUCUCAUUUAGAAGAUGGGAUAAAUGCAGUGAUCUCAAAUGUAAAAUCUCAUCUAAGUGCAGUGAAUAGUAAUAGUAAUGUUAAUAAUAAGAAAACGAAAUCUAAUAAGAGACCAAAAUUGAAAAAAGUUAAAACUAUUGAAAAAGUUCCACCCGCUGUUGUAAUAGGUAGAGGUGGUGCUGGUAAUAUUAUUUCUCCAUCUUCUUCAAGUGAAAAGGAAAAAAAAUUGAAGAAAAAAAUAGAUAAUAAAAAUAAAAAUAAAAAUAAAGGAAUUUGGGCUUCAGUUUCAAGCUUUUUCUCAUAA